UGAAAGUGACGCUGAUUGGUCAUUUACGUAACACGUUCUCGCGUCUACUUCCUCCUCUCUCGCAGUGAAAAUGGCGGAGUACGACCUCACCACCAAAAUUGCCCAUUUUUUGGACAGACAUCUCGUCUUUCCUUUGCUGGAAUUCCUUUCUGUCAAAGAGAUCUACAAUGAGAAGGAACUGCUUCAUGGAAAAUUGGAUCUCCUUAGCGAGACCAACAUGGUGGACUUUGCCAUGGAUGUUCACAAAAACCUCUUCCCUGAGAAAGAGAUCCCCGCCACCCUAAAGGAGAAGAGGAUCACUGUGGUGGCUCAGCUGAAGCAGCUGCAGGGUGAGACGGAGCCCAUUGUGAAGAUGUUUGAGGACCCAGAGACCACAAAACAGAUGCAGUCAACCAGGGAUGGACAGGCCCUUUUUAACUAUCUGGCGGAGAAACACAGCUUCCGUCAGGAGUACCUGGACACUCUGUACAGAUAUGCCAAGUUCCAGUACGAGUGUGGAAACUACUCUGGGGCUGCCGAGUACCUCUACUUCUUCCGUGUCCUGGUCCCGGCCACAGACAGGAAUGCCCUGAACUCCCUGUGGGGGAAGCUGGCCUCUGAGAUCCUGAUGCAGAACUGGGAGGCUGCGAUGGAAGACCUCACCCGCCUGAGGGAGACUAUCGAUAACAAUUCGGUGAGCUCCCCUCUCCAGUCUCUUCAGCAGAGGACCUGGCUGAUCCACUGGUCCCUAUUCGUCUUCUUUAACCACCCCAAAGGCAGAGACAACAUCAUUGAGCUCUUCCUGUAUCAGCCACAGUACCUCAACGCCAUUCAGACCAUGUGCCCACACAUCCUGCGUUACCUGACCACUGCUGUCAUCACAAACAAAGACGUUCGCAAGCGGCGGCAGGUCCUGAAAGAUCUGGUCAAGGUCAUACAGCAGGAGUCCUACACCUACAAAGAUCCCAUCACAGAGUUUGUGGAGUGCCUGUAUGUGAACUUUGACUUUGACAGCGCUCAGAAGAAACUGAGGGAGUGUGAGUCGGUGCUUGUGAAUGACUUCUUCCUGGUGGCUUGCCUGGAGGACUUCAUUGAGAAUGCCCGUCUGUUCAUCUUUGAGACUUUCUGCAGGAUCCACCAGUGCAUCAGCAUCAGCAUGCUGGCAGACAAGCUGAACAUGACCCCCGAGGAGGCGGAGAGAUGGAUUGUCAACCUUAUCCGCAAUGCCAGGCUGGAUGCCAAGAUAGACUCCAAACUGGGUCACGUGGUGAUGGGGAACAACGCUGUGUCGCCGUACCAGCAGGUGAUUGAGAAGACAAAGAGCCUGUCCUUCAGGAGCCAGAUGCUGGCCAUGAACAUCGAGAAGAAGAUGGCCCAUGCCAGCAGGAAUGAGACACCCAACUGGGCAGGUCAAGAGACUGGCUUUUAGCAAGACACCACCGAGAAUGUUUUUAUUCCUGUUUCUACACAGCAUUCCCAUCCAGCAACAACAUCCUGUUUUUUUUCUUUUCUUUUUCUGCUUGUCCUUCAAGGAGCAGAGGAUUUUUUUUCCCUUGGUUCGAGUCAUCAGUGAUUCAAUAAAACAGACGUGCAAAAACCAUUUCCA
Messenger RNA from Oncorhynchus kisutch (coho salmon), 1585 nucleotides. RefSeq names its product eukaryotic translation initiation factor 3 subunit E. The record is from RefSeq and is a predicted model, not a curated record. Gene Ontology annotation, molecular function: translation initiation factor activity. The coding region runs from base 71 to 1408 and encodes 445 amino acids. NCBI's taxonomy places the organism in Eukaryota, Metazoa, Chordata, Actinopteri, Salmoniformes, Salmonidae. Gene Ontology annotation, cellular component: eukaryotic translation initiation factor 3 complex; cytoplasm. The transcript has 13 exons.